CAAUAUAUAUAUAUAUAUAUAAUUCAAUAUACCGAUAUACCCUCUCUCUCUCUCUCUCUGUGUGUGUGUCUUUUGAAGACACCAUGAAGGCCUCUGUUUUCAUCUCUCUCUGUUUCUUCUUCUUCUUCAUUCUGUUUCUUGUCCAAGGGGUAUUCUCUAAGGGACAAGUAGAACAUGCUAGCUUGCCACCAAGGGGUUGGAACUCCUAUGAUUCCUUUUGCUGGACCAUCUCUGAAGAAGAGUUCCUGCAAAAUGCAGAACUCAUAGCUCAGCGAUUGAAGGCGCAUGGAUAUGAGUAUGUUGUGGUGGAUUAUCUCUGGUAUAGGAGGAAAGUCAAAGGUGCUCACACUGAUUCUCUGGGAUUUGAUGUAAUUGAUGAAUGGGGAAGAAUGAUUCCGGACCCUGUUAGAUGGCCUUCAUCCAAAGGUGGGAAAGGGUUCAAAGAAGUAGCCAAGAAAGUUCAUAGCAUGGGUUUGAAAUUUGGGAUUCACGUUAUGAGUGGUAUAAGCACGCAGGCUGUCAAUGCAAACACCCCUAUCUUAGACACCAUCAAGGGAAGUGCUUAUGAGGAAUCAGGCCGGCAAUGGCAUGCAAAAGAUGUAGGGUUAAAGGAGAGAGCUUGUGCAUGGAUGCCAAAUGGUUUCAUGAGUGUAAAUACUAACUUGGAAGCAGGAAGAGCUUUCUUGAGGUCACUUUAUCAUCAGUAUGCCGACUGGGGUGUUGAUUUCGUGAAACAUGACUGUGUAUUUGGUACUGACCUUAACCUAGAUGAGAUAAGGGUUGUAUCAAAGGUUUUAAGGGGACUUAGCCGUCCCAUCAUAUAUUCCCUAUCUCCAGGAACUAGUGCAACACCAACCAUCGCAAAGGAUGUACAUGGCCUAGUAAACAUGUAUAGGAUUACAGAUGAUGACUGGGAUUUAUGGGGAGAUGUUGCUGGCCAUUUUAAUGUUGCCAGGGACUUCUCCGCUGCUAAUAUGAUAGGAGCUCAGGGCUUGCUGGGAAAGUCGUGGCCCGACUUAGAUAUGCUUCCACUGGGGUGGCUUACUGAUCCAGGUUCGAAUGAAGGUCCACACAGAAGUUCUAAUCUUAAUCUAGACGAGCAAAAAACUCAGAUGACUUUAUGGUCCAUGGCCAAGUCUCCGCUCAUGUUUGGAGGGGAUAUGAGAAACCUUGAUGAAACCACCUUCAACCUCAUCACAAGCCCUACCCUACUAGAAAUAAACUCCUUCAGCUCAAACAAUAUGGAGUUUCCGUAUGUUACUGGAACAAAUGGUCUCCGAUAUAAAAACCGAGGCCUAAACUCGCAGUCAAGAAGUUUGGAAGACAUGAAUGCACCAGAAACCAAUAUUUUUGGUCUCACUAGCUGUAUGGAUCCCAAAGCAAAACAUUGGUCCAUUAAAUCCCUUGAUAAUGAGCUUGAACAAGUCUGCUGGAAUUGGAACGGAAGCACAAGAAGCAAAUAUGAGGCACCUCUUUGCUUGUACACGAGAAAACCGCUUUUGGAAUCAGACGAAGAGAUGAUGUAUAAGCAGCAAUAUCAAGGGAAACUUCAUUUAUUAGCAACAGACUCGAUGGAGUUUUGCUUGGAUGCUUCUCCAAAAAGGAAGCGUACUUCCAAAGAGUUCAAGAGAGGUUCAUUUUCACCGUGCAAACGGGACACUAACCAGAUGUGGGAGCUGAAACAUGAUGGAACUCUGCAAAGCAGCUAUUCUGGUUUAUGUGUGUCAGUAAAUACUAUCAAAGUUAAUGCUGGUUUUGGAGGAAUUCGCUCUUGGAUUGCUACAGGAAGAAGAGGAGAAUUAUAUGUUGCUUUUUUCAAUUUGAAUUCUGAGAAGACUGUAAUAUCUGCAAAGCUAUCGGAUCUGGCUAAAGCGCUUCCAAGUAAACAUUUGAAUAAUGUCUCAUGUACGUGUAAAGAAGUAUGGAGCGGGAAAGAUAUGGGAGAAGUGAAACAUUCAAUCUCAAUGGCAAUAGAAAUGCACGGAUGCGCACUGUUUAUCUUACAUUGCAAGUAGGUGCUGCUGAUCGCGCCUUUCUUUUAGCUAUCGAGUGCAGAUGUAAUGUUGUGGAAUUUAUAUGAGUUGCGAUAUAUGAAACCUUUCUGGUGUAUGUAAUCUUAUUAUGUGUUGAAAUAAAUGAACCAUGUUGUAGUGGUUCUCCCUUCUUAUCUUACAGAUGUAAUUGGGCAACACAUUUGUCUGUCAGUGUCGGUGAGAGCCCGUGAACAUAGCAUACGGGCAACAAGUUUGUUAUGAGUCGGUGAACCACGUGGUAGGUACUAUGGUCCUUUGGGUCAUAGUAGCCAAUAAACAGGAGUAUAUCACUACGACUCGUGUGCUCAUAAAGUUAUCUGGGUUAUGGUUACAUAAUUUGUGGCUUGUGACUUGAAUUGCUGGUUUUUAGAACCUGUGGUUAGUUUUCAUGGGUUGAUUGAUGGAUUUGGCUU
This is a messenger RNA of Camellia sinensis, 2446 nucleotides long. Its product is annotated as Melibiase family protein. The record is from RefSeq and is a predicted model, not a curated record. Gene Ontology annotation, biological process: carbohydrate metabolic process. Lineage: Eukaryota; Viridiplantae; Streptophyta; Magnoliopsida; Ericales; Theaceae. Gene Ontology annotation, molecular function: hydrolase activity, hydrolyzing O-glycosyl compounds.